Aplysia californica (California sea hare) is the source of this 1751-nucleotide messenger RNA. RefSeq names its product dual specificity protein phosphatase 18. The transcript is spliced from 2 exons. Gene Ontology annotation, biological process: protein dephosphorylation. NCBI's taxonomy places the organism in Eukaryota, Metazoa, Mollusca, Gastropoda, Aplysiida, Aplysiidae. The record is from RefSeq and is a predicted model, not a curated record. Gene Ontology annotation, cellular component: cytoplasm. Gene Ontology annotation, molecular function: protein tyrosine/serine/threonine phosphatase activity. The coding region runs from base 842 to 1486 and encodes 214 amino acids.
ACGUGUACGUAUAUUUCUCGUUCUCGCACUGGGUGGAAUUCCUGAAUCGACUAUGACCUUUAUAAAUAUAAAUUGAGCGUUCUACACCUGGUUCGUGGAACUCAAGAUCAGAUUGAGACAUAGUGAUUUGCUUCCCUCUGUCUCUGAACGUGUUACAGAGCUUUCUUUGGUUAUACAGGUCCCCACUGUGUCAUUGGCCCAAUCAAUUUGCAUGCAACAACAGCCAGUUACACCGUUUGGUAGUGGUGAAUGUCAAGUUUACACCAUCUUUAUCGGAAAGAAAGACGAACUUUUUAUCAAUCUGACCCCAUAAACACGAUGCGUCCUUACGUGAACAAUGUUGAGAGAUGGUGUCCUUGAAGGGGUAAUAAAGAUCAGUUGAAGCUCACGGUGUAUACUUUCGGGGCCUCGAGGUAAUUUUAUUUUCUCUUUUAAACUCACACACGGCUGCGUUAUGUAGACUUCUACCAUACGUUGUGAGACAGUCGUUAUCACGAGAGAUCCUCCUCAUUGACCCGGCCUCGAGUGGCUUAUGUAACUUUGUCAUAGAUGGUGAUUGGACUUGUUGCGUGAUCUUGAACAACGGCUCUGCAUGUGAUGUGAAGAAAAACUAACAAAACAAACCAGUAAAAACUCAACAUACUUGGUGUCUCUUUGCUAUCCUUUCACUACCCCCUCCCUACCACUUCCCUACCACUUCCCUACCCCUCCCUACCUACCCCCUCCCGCCCUUCCCACCCCUCCCACUUUGAUCCGGUGCGGAGGAGUUGAACAAAAAUUCAAGAAUUGGAAGCUAGUUUUAGUUAUAGUAUUGUUCCUCGGUUUCUCCGCCGGCGCUAUCAUGUCUCUAGGCCGGAUGUUGAUGAGACAGUUGUCCCCCGUGACGGACCAGGUGUUGCUGACCGGCGUGGCAGGAGUGUCCGACACCACCAUGCUCCUUGACGCUCAAGUCACGCACGUGCUCAACCUGGCGCGCGAGCUGUCCGACUUGACCUACCCGGAGACCCUGACGGAAGUCCGGAGGGUAUCUCUCCGGGACGCCGAGGACGAGAACCUUCUACCUCACCUGGACGAGCUGGCGGACUACGUCCAUGACGUCACCGAGUCCGGAGGCCGGAUCGUGGUGCAUUGUGUAGCCGGGGUGAGCCGCUCAGCCAGCGUGUGCAUCGCUUACCUCAUGAAGCACCGAGACAUGACGCUCAGAGAGGCGCACCAGCGCGUGAAGGAGGCGCGUGAAGUCAUCAAUCCCAACAGCGGCUUCUGGGCCGCGCUUAUCGAGUACGAGUGGGAGCUCAAGGGAAGCAACUCGGUGGAGCUAAUGCCGUUUGUGGCGGGCUCUGUGCCCAGUAUAGACAGCUACAAGAAGGAGAUGAUGUACCGCAUGCGUCUGGGCUGGAUGGACUAUGUGUUUUACAACAUCGCCGUUCAGCUGCUGCUGCUCGUUGUGCAGAUGUUUUCUGUGUGUUUCUUCGUUUAUGAUGUCUGAGCCAUAGACUUCUAUCAUAAUACAUAAGACUUUGCACUCUGAUGUAAUUCCAUAGACUUCUAUCAUAAUAUAUAGGACUUUGUACUCUGACGUAAUUCCAUAGACUUCUAUGAUAAUACGCUAGACUUGGACUCUGUCGUAAUUCCGGCUCACCACGGAGCGCACCAUUUAAUUCUGUUAAGAGCAACAUGAAAGAGAAGGAAGGAAAAGUUGCGCGUGCCCUCGAGACUUCCCCUAUAGCGAGACUUUUUCCACCUUCAUGUAA